AUGGUAUCUUGGAAUCCCUUUCGCAUCAUUGGAGACUUGUCUCAUCUUGGCUCAACAUGUGUCUUAAUUUGGGCUAUCCACAAGAACAAGAGUGCCGAGGGCAUCUCACUCCUUACACAGAUACUUUAUGGAGCCGUCUUUGUCUUCCGAUAUCUUGACCUGCUUCUUCCCUCCACAUACAGGACUGGCGGGAGAGGGUCAUGGCACGUCAUUUGGAAUAUCUCCUUCAAGCUCUUCUACCUGCUCUCGUCGGCAUACCUGAUAUUUCUGAUGAUGAAGGUCUACCCGCGCACCAGAGAGCGGGAGCGUGCGUGGAAACUCGGCCUGUGGUCUGUGGCAGGGUCGGCCAUUCUAGCUCCCAUCUCAAUCUGGCUUUUGGAAAACGAGGUCUACGUUCCAUGGAUAAUUGAGUUUUGCUGGGCUUUCUCCAUCAUUCUUGAGUCUGUGUGCGUGUUGCCGCAGCUGCUUCUACUUCGCCAGACCACCGUGCCGACGGUCAUCGACUCAUAUUACCUUCUUGCUCUAGGCUCAUACCGAGCCUUUUACAUUCUCAACUGGAUUAUCCGCCUCUUCAGCAGUGCGCCCUUCAAUGACUGGAUUGCGGUCGUGUUUGGAAUUGUCCAAACUGCCUUUUACGUCGACUUUGCCUGGGUAUACUAUUCACGUCAGCGGGUCAAGCUUCGCAACGGUGGCGUUGUCGACUCCGAAGACUAUGGAAACAGUUGGCUAGUGAAUCGCGUGGUCAAUUUCCGGGCCUCGCGACAAUCUACGGACGAAGAGCAGCACCUUCAAGAUGACGGGGAGGGGUUGAAUGGUGCACCAAACCACAAUCGGUGGGGUGCUCGUGGGAUUUCCAUCGCAGCAGAUGAUACAUUGGAGACCAACGCUCAUAACAAGAGCCAGCGCCAAAACGACAGUUUAGAUGGAUUCUCGGGUGACGAGGAUGAAAGUGAUCACCUCCGGGCCAACACCUCUCGAUGA
Molecule: messenger RNA, 981 nt
Organism: Penicillium bovifimosum
Lineage: Eukaryota; Fungi; Ascomycota; Eurotiomycetes; Eurotiales; Aspergillaceae
Product: ER lumen protein-retaining receptor
Exons: 3
Coding region: 1-981 (326 amino acids)
Biological process (GO): protein retention in ER lumen; endoplasmic reticulum to Golgi vesicle-mediated transport
Cellular component (GO): endoplasmic reticulum; membrane; cis-Golgi network
Molecular function (GO): ER lumen protein retrieval receptor activity
Source: RefSeq, a predicted model, not a curated record